Messenger RNA from Ostertagia ostertagi, 708 nucleotides. Lineage: Eukaryota; Metazoa; Nematoda; Chromadorea; Rhabditida; Trichostrongylidae. The record is from the annotation of a GenBank genome assembly.
AUGGCGAAUGCCACGAGGCAGGUGCUGAUGCAGUCCUGGAGAUGGCUUUCACAAUCGCCGAUGGCAUCCAGUACUGUGAAACAGGGAAUCAACGCAGGUCUCACCAUUGAUGCGUUUGCUCCUCGUCUCAGCUUCUUCUGGGGCAUCGGAAUGAACUUCUAUAUGGAAAUAGCCAAAAUGCGUGCAGCUCGCCGCCUGUGGGCUAAUCUCCUCAAGGAGCGCUUUAAUCCAAAAAGUGACAAAUCACUGAUGCUUCGCACUCACUCGCAAACCAGCGGAUGGUCCUCUAUUACUGAACAGGAUCCAUACAACAACAUUAUUCGAACCACUAUCGAAGCUAUGGCGUCAGUGUUUGGUGGAACGCAAAUCGCUGCACACCAACUCCUUCGACGAGGCCCUCGGUUUGCCCACGAAAUUCUCGGCUCGAAUUGCUCGAAACACACAAAUCAUCAUCCAAGAAGAGAGCGGAAUUUGCAAGAUCCUUGGGGAGGUUCAUACAUGAUGGAAUCGCUAACGGAUGAAAUUUAUACUAAAGCGAGGAAAGGUAUGAGAGUGAUUGAUGAAAUAAUGGAACUGGGUGGAAUGGCGAAGGCUGUUGCAUCGGGCAUGACCAAGCUAAGGAUUGAGGAAGCAGCUGCCAAGAAGCAGGCUCGUAUCGAUGCUGGAAAAGAUGUUAUUGUAGGUGUGAACAAGUACCGUCUUGCUGAG